Molecule: messenger RNA, 815 nt
Organism: Rubroshorea leprosula
Lineage: Eukaryota; Viridiplantae; Streptophyta; Magnoliopsida; Malvales; Dipterocarpaceae
Source: the annotation of a GenBank genome assembly
ACGUCUCCGCUCCACCUUUGUGUAAGAACAAUGAAUGCCGUCCCUGUUCAAGAAAACACGGCUGGUAGUGAUUCGGACUCGAAUCCGGAUGAUGCGCCGGAAUACUAUCAGCGGAUCUCCGCUGUCGAAGAUGUUGAGGACGAAGAUCGUUCCGAUCCCGAUGGGCAGGCCAACUCGGAUGAAGAACAUCACAACGAUUCCUACCGAAAUCGCUAUCGCCAUCAAUUGGAGAACGGGAUCUCAUCGCUUCACCUAUCCGAGGACGUAGCGGAGGAAGAGGAGGAGAGGAUGAGGAUGGCGUCCGAUCUCGCGAUCCAGAGAGCGUUCAGGGAAGACGAGAGUCGAAGAAAUGCGUCGUUGACGCCGGAGAAUGCCGCGAGGGUUAGGGAGGCAAUGCGUGGGAUUUCGUUUUCUGGAUUUGCUCCCCACUGGGCUAAUCAGGUCCCUGAGGAUCAAUGGAUCGACCAGCUUCGAAGAUUGAGGCGUCCCCAACGUACUACAAAUACUGUUCAAAACUAAUUCAGGAUCAUAUUGGGUAAUUUUGUAUGAAACAGCAUACUUUUUUAAGUUUCCUUCAAGUUAAGAGCACUGGCGAUGUUGGAUAUAUCAAUUCGGGGCAAAAGAAAAAGAAAAUAAAAAUAAAAAUAACUUUAGUUUCUCUUCAAGAUUGUUGGAUUGAGUAGCUAUGCAAUUUUCUUGAGGAUUAAUCGUGAUUAUGUAAUUUCUAGUGGAAUGUAUAAUUAUGAUGCCGAGUUUGGCUUUGAUGAUGGUGUUUCUGCUUCCUUUAACAUUUCUGGAUGUUAGUUUUGUUUUUU